Molecule: messenger RNA, 801 nt
Organism: Arachis duranensis
Lineage: Eukaryota; Viridiplantae; Streptophyta; Magnoliopsida; Fabales; Fabaceae
Product: LOB domain-containing protein 38
Exons: 2
Coding region: 37-624 (195 amino acids)
Biological process (GO): regulation of gene expression
Source: RefSeq, a predicted model, not a curated record
AUCUUGUUUGUUUGUGUUAAUAUAAAUAGAGGCAGUAUGACUAGAGUUGGACCCCACUCUGAAAUGAGCUGCAACGGUUGCCGGGUGCUCCGCAAGGGAUGCAGCGACAUGUGCCCCCUGAGGACAUGCCUUCACUGGAUUCCAUCCCCUCAGGCACAAGCUCACGCCACUCUCUUCCUCGCUAAGUUCUUUGGCCGCUCCGAUCUCUUCUCCUUCAUUUCCUCUGUCCCACACAACAACAGGCCCGAGCUGUUUCAGUCUCUGCUUUAUGAAGCUUGCGGACGAACCAUCAAUCCCGUCAAUGGCGCUGUGGGCCUGCUCUCCACUGGUAACUGGCACCUCUGCGAGGCCGCCCUCCGCACUGUCCUUGCCGGCGGCGUCCUCACCGCGUUGCCGGAGGAGGUCAUCAUGCCAGUCUUAGACGACUCUUCCGCUUCUCAUGCUGCUCUUCAUUUCAACAACACAAGCUUAUCAGAGGCGUCCAAGAGGCGCAGCGUUAGCGGUGUUUCAACGCCACCCGCUGUGUCAGUUGUUUCGGGAGAACCAUCGGAGAUGACCUUGAUGAGCUUUGAUGAUGGCAUUUGCAGUCACAACCAGAGAAAACUCUUGAAUCUUUUCGUGUAAGAGUUACGUACUAGCUAAACUCUAAUAAUAAUAAUAAUAAUAAUGCAAUUGCAUAGAAGAGAUGAUAGAGAGACGCAAAUAGACUCCAUUCCUUUGUGCGGAAAUUUUGACACAGCUUUUAAUUUUACUGUUAUUGUUCUUAAUUACUAUAACAAAGGUAUGGUAUCGCGGAAGCCA